AUGAAUAGAACACCAAUUGAAUCAAUUAAAAUUACUAAAGAUCGAUCAUUAUUUACACAAAAAAUGGUUGAUAUUGGAGAAAAAGUUGCACCAUAUCAAGUUGUUAAAUCUCUUGAACAGGCAGUAAAAUCAGCUGAACAAUUGGUAUGUUUUCCUGAGGAUGAUCGUGUUUCAGGUUUUAUCGAGAAUCGUGAUGAAUUAAUUUCUUUACUUAAUUCAAUCUUACCUGAUUUAUCAAAAUUAUUAAUUGAUAAAUCACUUAAAGAUUGGAAAAAAAUUGAAUAUGAAGUUGUUCGAGAUCAAUAUGAUAAUUGUAUUGUGAUAUGUAAUAUGGAAAAUAUUGAUCCAUUAGCACUACGUACUGAUUAUUCAAUUGUUGUUGCACCAAGUCAAACAUUAUCAAGUGAUGAAUAUAAUUUAUUACGAAGUGUAUCAAUUAUAGUUAUUCGUCAUUUGGGUAUUAUUGGUACAUGUAAUGUACAAUUUGCAUUGAAUUCAUUAUCUAGUGAAUAUUAUAUAAUGAAAGUAAAUGUAGGAUUAUCUCAUUCAUCUGAAUUUACAUCAAAAGCAACUGGUUAUCCAUUAGCAUAUAUAACAGCUAAACUUGUACUUGGAUUGAAUUUAGCUGAAUUAUCAAAUGAUAUUACAAAUACAACAUGUUCUUGUUUUGAUCCAAGUCUUGAUUAUGUUGCAAUUAAAGUUCUCAGAUUGAAUUUAAGCAAAUCUAAUCAAUGUUCAAAUGAAAUCGAAACUUCUAUGGAAAGUGCUGGUGAAGUUAUGGCUAUUGGUAGAUCAUUUGAAGAAGCUUUUCAACAAGCGUUAAGAAUGGUUGAUAAAGAUAUAACUGGUUUUGAUCCAUAUUCAAGAACAAUUACAGAUAAUGAAUUGAUCACUCCAACUGAUGAACGUGUGUUUCUAUUAGCAACAGCUCUUUAUCAAGGUUAUACAAUUGAACAUAUAUUUGAAUUAACAAAAAUUGAUCGAUGGUUCCUCAAUAAAUUUGAAUCAAUUAUUCAAUUUAUCAUUCAAUGUUCUCAUUCAUCAACUGUUGAAGAUCGAACACUUUUACUUGAAGCACAACAAUUAGGUUUUUCUCAUAAACAAAUUGCGCAAUAUUCUCAUAUUGAUGAAGAUGAAGUUCGUGCAUCAUGUGAACAUUAUGAUAAUUGA
Molecule: messenger RNA, 1170 nt
Organism: Rotaria sp. Silwood1
Lineage: Eukaryota; Metazoa; Rotifera; Eurotatoria; Philodinida; Philodinidae
Source: the annotation of a GenBank genome assembly